GCAAAUCUGGUGACAAAGCAUCGUAACGAGUUGGACGAUGAACGUGAUCAGCAUGCAAGAGAAAUCGAAGCGCUUAAAGCCGCUGAGGAGGAAUUGCUGGCCAAGAUUGCAACAUUGGAGAAGAAACUUAUCGAUGCGUUGGAUAGACAGAAGACGCUCGAGAAGGAGGUUGAGGACUGGGAGCAGAAGUACGAGGCAACCAUCCGGGAGCUGCAGAAAGUUCGUGAUGAACUCGAGAUGGUUCGUCUGGAUGCCGAAAAGGUAUUCGAGUGCAUACGAUGA
Molecule: messenger RNA, 282 nt
Organism: Anisakis simplex (herring worm)
Lineage: Eukaryota; Metazoa; Nematoda; Chromadorea; Rhabditida; Anisakidae
Source: the annotation of a GenBank genome assembly